Synchytrium microbalum is the source of this 5202-nucleotide messenger RNA. RefSeq lists its product as uncharacterized. Bases 1 to 5202 code for a protein of 1733 amino acids. The record is from RefSeq and is a predicted model, not a curated record. Gene Ontology annotation, molecular function: GTPase activator activity. Lineage: Eukaryota; Fungi; Chytridiomycota; Chytridiomycetes; Synchytriales; Synchytriaceae. Gene Ontology annotation, cellular component: cytoplasm; nucleus; TSC1-TSC2 complex. Gene Ontology annotation, biological process: positive regulation of GTPase activity; regulation of small GTPase mediated signal transduction; negative regulation of TOR signaling. The transcript has 4 exons.
AUGGAAGUAGUAGCAGAGCACGCCGUGUUGCCAACUGAGAUAGUCCAAAAGAUACUUGAAUAUAUCGAAUAUGAUGGAAUCAUGGAUGUUAAGACUCUGGCACGAGCAGCUCUGGUGUCAAAAGAUUUGAAUGCUCUUCGAAUAGUAUACGAGAACUUGCCACCUCCUAAAGAAACAGGCCGUCUCUUCAAGCGUAAACAGUUGGACGCAAUUCUUGCAAAUAUACAUAGAUUUGGACAGGACGCACUUAAGCAUACCAAGAAGCUAGUAAUACUUAGCGUCGAUACUGGUGCUAAUGCUAUUAAGUACGAGUCCAGCCCAUACCGGCAGCACAUGGAAAAGAAGGCUACAUUCGAUGACAAAUCAAUGUCUGUAUCAACCUCUGGUCCGCCAGCAUCAACUGCUCAUCACGAAGGUGGUCUGAGGUCAAUCCUAGAUCGCUUCAACGCAUCUGCACCAUCAUCAGGCGAUUCCAGUGCUCUCCAUGAUUUAUGUAUAUAUAUACAGUCUACCGCAUCAUUGCUUCCCUCAGAAGUCACGCAUAUCUGGUCGCUGCUUCAGCCUCUCGUGGGUCAAGUCACAAUUCUAGAUUUCAUCAACGUGCUUCUUGAGGAACAGUAUGAUGUGGUGGGUAAUGUGGCUGGUAUGAGAUCUGCUCUAUUUACAGCAGUCACGUCUCUGUCGUCGAAAGAGGCGACUCCGACGAAUGGACAGAUAAAGUCGCUGGAUGCACUGUCAAGGCAUGGCACGGAUUUGACGGAAUUCGAGUUGGAUAUGGUACCGAUAUUGGCUGAUUGGCUAUCAUCGUGUGAUGAUGUUACAGAUGAGAGUGUGGUGACGUUCAUACUCACGCUAGCCGCUGAGACCGUAAAGGCAAAUAUAAUAUCUCCAGGUAAUGCCGAUAAACUAGUGAUAUCCGCUUGUAAUUUAUGUACGAAGCCCAUGUCAGAUGUAACAGCCUCAGCUCUCUCGCUUUUGGAGGUCAUUGCUCAACAAAAGGCACUGUCGAAUACGGUAUUGCCACGGCUGAUUGAAACGCUAUGUAAUACAGUCAACUGGGAACGACAUCUAAGCAAGAGCUGGAAUAUAUUAAAAUCACUCCUCGAAAGUCCACGUGGUAGAAGAUGUAUGGUCUUGCUAUGCACAAUGCUUGAAGAAGUCGACAAGUGGUCGCACAUCACUGUAAGAGGAGCAGUAUUCUCUAUAGCCAUGUCUACUUGGGGUACACAACGAGUGAAAGAUGCCUUUUAUUCGAGAUCGUUCUAUCUAUCGUAUUUUAUCAGAGUCGUAACAUCUCGAUCAAACGACCUGGUGGAUGUUGAAAUAUUAAAGUCGAUAUCUAGACUAGUGAAAAAGUAUGGAAUAUUAAGCGCCAAACCCGAUAUUGUAGUCAGGAGUGAUGCUAAAAAUCAUGGAACGUCAAAAUUGGACGAACCAUCAGUAAGCAGCAAAUCAGCAGCAGAUGAUGUCAAAGGUCAGGAUCUUACGGUUUUCGAAUGGGAGGCCAUCAUCGCUAUAUUGAUAUCACUCACACGCUGCUGGAAUGACGCAUCAGGACUUCAAGCGUCGCUUCCACAGCCCGUGAAUAGGUGGAGAGUGGGAGAAACACUCGAUUCGCCAGCAGGAGCUACAAAUAUGUCUGAACGAUUAGGUGCAUUGCAUACUCUAUUAACGUUUUACCAAACCGUCUUGAACGGUGUGGUAGACGUCUACUUGAAACUAGAAGGAGCCUCCUCAACUUUAUAUUAUGACCUCUUAUAUCAACUAGCGCCACAUCUGUCACUUCCUCUCGCCAGUAUGUUACUCGAUCAUAUAAUAAUAUCACUAUGGCAGGUCGAUCUUGACGAUCAAAUCAAGGUCUUGUCGAAUAUCUCCAACACUUUUUAUAUGCACGAGUCUCGACCAUUGAUACGAAAAAAGUUUGUCGCGAUGCUAAGUAAUGUAUUCAGUAGCAUUCAUCCUGCUGAACGUGACGAACUGUAUGAUAGAGUGUUUGUACCUCUCAUUGUCUCGUUUGGUAAAGAGUCGGAUCGAGAUGUCUUCACAGCAAUUGUGGAUCUCAUCCUCAACAUGGUAGUGGAUAUUGAUGAUGACCAAGCGACAAACUUGGUGUCGGUAUUACUAGAGUCAGCAGUCACGAAUUCUUUGUCUCCGCAGGGUGAUACCACUAAAACGGACAGUAUUAAAGUGGAUUCUGAGACAGAUAAACCCCUGCACUCGUUAUCAUUAGAGGCUUUAAUGGACUUGUUUGAAAUCGGGCUUCUGAAUGCAUCACCCGUCAUAUCUGUAUCAGCCUUUUCCGCUAUCGUCAAAGUGGCUGGAAUGUCCAGCAUAGAGACGGUAUCUAGAUUAACAGCUCUAAGGUUUCUGAUGAAGAUUAGAGCAGAUUCUAGAUACCAUGUACGAUUUCCAUCGUCUAUUCCAGCUACCAAAUCAGUCGAUACAGUAGUCAAGAAGGACGAUGCUACGAGUAAUGUUGGAGCAAAAAAAGACGAUGCACAACAGUCAACAAAAAAGGAUGAUGUUCCUAUGGAUCCAAUGCCAGAACUAGAAGAAGCAAGAAAAUGGUGGACACGUCGAGAUACAAUAACCAGUCCUCAAGUCGUAUGCUAUGAAGAAUUAAUAGCGUCCAUUGUAAAUAAUAACCCACGGCCAACAUCGACCAGCCCACUACCUGUAAACAUCGACGCAGUAAAGGCUCUGCCAAUCGACUUGUAUGCUGCCACGAUUCUAGAAGUUCUUAUGAGUGAAAAGUCAUGGGAAAUAUAUUCACUAGUAUUAAAUCAGCUACCAGCUCAAAUGGAAAAUAUCUACUUUUGGGCUGGUGCAUACAAGACACUACCAGAUAUUCGUAAACAGUUAUGUCGUGCUAUCCUAGAUGAAAAAGUCGCAGCAUCGGUUUUGGAUAUGCCACAGACAACACGUAAGGCUGACUUGUAUUCAGCACUAUAUCGACUCUUGUUGUCUUUGAUUCCUCAUCGACGGUUAUUGACUGUUCGAGAGGUACAAGACGAAGUAGUAAUGGCCUUCCAUGCUGGAUUGAAUCGAGGUCCAACGAAUGCCAGAUUGUGUCUGCAAGCUUUGACGCUAUGCUUGUAUGAGUUGCCCAGUAGUAUGACGCGAUUGCUACCAGAGACCAAACUUGGGCCAGGAAUUCUAGAUAGGUUGAGCCGAAUGCCUUCUCAAGCUCUCAUACUGGAAUUCUUGUCGAGUUUGGCUAGAUUGUCAGACUUGUAUGUCAACUUUACCGAACGAGACUUUAAAAGAGUGUUUGGUAUGGCAGUGCAAUAUAUUUCUACAGGAGGUGGUGUUUCGAAUAGUGCUGGAUCUGGUAACAUAAUGACGCAGUAUUUAUUCAAUAUGGCUUAUCAUGUGGUGACUGUAUGGUUUACAGCCAUGAAGGUAUCAGAACGACGUCGUUAUGUGCCUUUCAUAGUGCACUACUUUAUGCUACCGUUGCAGCAACAACAGCAACAGAUAGAAAAGAAUGAAAAGUCUGAAAAGAAGCCUCUGGUAUUGGAUGAGAAUGUAGAAAUGAUAUUGGACAUGAUGAUUCAGAAUACGUUUGCUGAUUGCACACCCAAGCCUCCAGAAUCUAAAACGGAUUCUAAAAAUAUUAGUGGUGCCGGUCUUAGCAAGACAUGGAUUGUCGGAAAUGCCUUGUUGACGAUUCGAACUAGUAUGGGAGGAUGGAGUGAUGUAACUAUACGACGAGCAUCAGGAUGGGUUAGUUUCUCUGUAAGGCUCGAUAAUCGAUUCCGGUUUGAAGAGUCUUCUAACUUGACGAGACGAGGCUCUUUGAAUGUCCGUGAAGUAUCUGAUCCUGUUGCCGAAGAAGAUAAUCCUAGCAUGUCUGACAGCUUUACGAGUCAGGGUAAUAUACCUAAGGCACAACAUAAAAGAUGGGGGUCUGUGGAAUUGUCUGCUGGUGCAGGAAUAGGAUCAAAAAACCUGAAUAGACAAAGAUCUGUUCAUGGUCGUAGUAGUGCCACAUCAGCUCUGCCAUCAACCUUACCAGUAGAAUCAGAAGUUGAAUCAGGUCGGUCUACUCCUCGAUCACGAGGGUCAUCCAUCUCGUCACAAACGACAGAUCCAGCCAUUGCAGCAGAUACUGCUGUAUCUCGAUUAUCAAGAGCUUUGACCUCUAAUACUGGUAGUCAAUCAAACCUCAUGAGCAAUAACACUACUCUAGAUCCCGUCUUUCUACUUGCUCAAAUAAUGCCAUACCCUGAUAUGGUGCCUCAUGAAGUGCCACGAUUAUUGGCUGAUGAUGAUAUGACUGCUCGAUUUAUAUCUGUAUUGGACCUGACGCCUGUAGUCGACUUGCACAAGUUGGGUGUCUUGUAUGUAGGGCCUGGACAGAAGAAGGAGGCUGAAAUAUUAUCCAACACUCAAGGAUCCAGAGCAUAUGGCUUAUUAUUGAGAUCGUUGGGUAGUAUGAUUCGACUCAAAGGUAUACGGGAUGUCAACACAGGUGGGCUUGACACUCGAGAUGAUAUAGAUGGUACGCAUGCAGUAUAUUGGCAAGAUGAUUGUGCUCAAGUCAUCUUCCAUGCCGCCACAUUAAUGCCAACAGUGUCGUAUGACGAGCGAUGUACAGCCAAGAAACGACAUUUAGGAAACGACUCGAUAAUCUUGGUAUGGAAUGAGUCUGGAGCUGAGUAUGAAUUCGACACUCUACCUGGACAAUUCAAUCAUAUAAAUCUCGUUAUAACGCCAUUGGAUGCUGAUUACCCUUUAUCAGUUGUCGGUGGGGUACUUGAAGAUGAAGCUGAACGGGCCAGUGGAAUACCUAUAGUUGCAACACUACCAUCGACAUAUCGUAAUUCGUACUAUCGAGUAUCUAUGCAACGGCGACCAGACAUUCCAGAUAUAGGACCAUUGUCUGAACCACGGCUUGUCUCGGGAGCAUGUCUAGCGAGAUUCGUAAGACAGAUUGCCAUACACGCCAACAUCGCUGUACAAAUCUUCCUGGGUGGUGCUGGUGGUGGGAAUGUCAAAGAGAGGUUGAGAAUGAUUAGAAGGAUUAGGCAGAGGUAUAUUACGUCGACAGCGUCGUCUUCUGCUAUUGGAGGAUCCGAUUCUGGCAGUGUUGGUCAACAGCAAGUGACUACACCACCUGGACCAUCAACACAACAGGACUCGGGCAGUAGUAGUAAAAUAGAUUCUGAAGCAAUGCUCACUUUCACGCGGUACAUAUGA